Drosophila hydei is the source of this 1838-nucleotide messenger RNA. RefSeq names its product sodium-coupled monocarboxylate transporter 2-like. Gene Ontology annotation, biological process: transmembrane transport; sodium ion transport. Bases 1 to 1806 code for a protein of 601 amino acids. Gene Ontology annotation, cellular component: membrane. NCBI's taxonomy places the organism in Eukaryota, Metazoa, Arthropoda, Insecta, Diptera, Drosophilidae. The record is from RefSeq and is a predicted model, not a curated record. The transcript has 8 exons. Gene Ontology annotation, molecular function: symporter activity.
AUGGAAGGUAGUUCGCCAAUAUCAAACAUGUCCUCAGCACUAACAUUUGGGAUUACGGAUUAUGUUGUGUUCGUCCUUAUGCUAUGUGCCUCGCUGGCUAUUGGCAUCUACUUCGGCUUCUUCUCCAAGGCCAAAAACACAACCGAGGAGUAUCUGCGUGGUAGCAAAAAGAUGCAAACAGUGCCCAUAGCCAUUUCCUUGGUCGCCAGUCAGCUAUCAGGCAUUGCCAUCAUGUCUGUGCCGGCCGAGACAUAUACGUUUGGCUUCAACUACAUUUUUAUAGUGCUCUCCAUGGUGCUAGUCGUGCCCCUGCUGAUUUACGUUGUAGCAUCUGUCUUCUACGAGAACAAUGUCUCCAAUUGCUAUGAGUACCUGGAGAUACGCUUUGGCAAGUUUAUGCGAAAGGUAGUAACACUCACAUUUGUGCUGAACUUGUGCCUCAUGCUGCCCGUGUAUAUGUUUAUACCCUCUCUGGCAUUUGCGCAAGUCAGCGGCCUUAACAUUCAUCUGAUCAACAUUGUGGUUUCAUCGAUAUGCGUUUCCUAUACAAUGUUGGGUGGCAUCAAGGCGGUUGUCUGGACAGAUGUGGUUCAGGGUGGCAUCAUGUUGACCUCGGUAAUUCUGGUAGGUGUGCUGGGCACUGUACAAGCGGGCGGACUGAGUUCGGUGCUUGAGAGUGCUAGCAAAGGCGGACGACUUGAUUUCGAUUAUAGAUUGGAUCCACGCAUACGCCUCACUGUGUGGAAUGGCCUCAUGGCGGGCUUUGUCAUGUGGCUGGGUCACAUUGGUUUCAAUCAGAGCUGUGUGCAGCGCAUUGUCGCCUUGCCCUCGUAUGCGCAUGCCAAAGUAUCUCUUAUCAUUGCGUCAUGUGGAAUUUUGCUAAUCAUGGGCGUUAUGAGCUUCACUGGCAUCAUUAUGUUUGCCCGCUACUUCGGCUGCGAUCCCAUGCUAGCUGGCCUGGUCAGCAAGCCAGACAAAAUGAUGCCCUUCUUUAUACAGGACAUAAUGGGUAACCUGCCGGGCAUGCCCGGGCUGUUCAUCUCGUGCGUCUUUAGCGCUGCGCUCAGCACGCUCUCUGCGAAUCUUAACUCGCUCGCUGGCGUCGUUUACUUUGACUACAUUAAGCCAUUCAUACGGCAUACGGAGGCACGAGCCAAUGCCACGAUGAAGCUCACUAUCAUCCUCAUGGGUAUUUACUGCAUCUUCGGUGGCUUCGUGGUGCAGCACUUCAAUUCCAUAAUACAGACCGUGAUGAGCAUCACGGGCAUUAGCACGGGAGCUGUGACAGCCGUCUUCCUCCUGGGCAUACUUUGUCCGCGCGUGAACAGCAAGGCAGCCUCAUCGGGCAUUAUAUUUAGCAUAGUUGUGAUGGUAGCUAUUGUUAUCAAGACACAGAUGCAGUUGAAGGCCGGCGUCAUCAAAUAUGAUAUCUUGCCCAAUACUCUGGACCAAUGUGAGGCCAAGAAUUUAUACACGAUUUUUAACGCAACCUACAACAACAAUGAACAUACCACGCCAAUAUCUGUUCUUGAGACUCCAACUGAGGCGCCUUUGGUAACAGGCACCUUUGGCAGUAAUCGUGACUUUUCGAUAUUUGAAAUAUCAUUUUUUUGGUACAAGUUUCUGGGUGCGAUCUUGACGUUCCUCUGGGCACUGCCCAUGAGCUACAUCUGCAAGCGGGAUAAACAGGAAUCGCUAGAUCCGAAACUCUUUACGCCCUUCGUACGGAAAUUCCUGCCCCCGAAUCUUGUGCUAGAAUUGGAGGAGUUGCCACUGAAGGUAUCGCCGCUAGCGCAAGAUUUAUGAGCAGAUACAUUUAAAGAAUUCUGUUAAAUUUG